Messenger RNA from Hemicordylus capensis (graceful crag lizard), 5054 nucleotides. It is a transcript of the gene ZBTB11, whose product is annotated as zinc finger and BTB domain containing 11. Gene Ontology annotation, cellular component: nucleus. Gene Ontology annotation, molecular function: protein binding; DNA-binding transcription factor activity, RNA polymerase II-specific; RNA polymerase II cis-regulatory region sequence-specific DNA binding. The record is from RefSeq and is a predicted model, not a curated record. NCBI's taxonomy places the organism in Eukaryota, Metazoa, Chordata, Lepidosauria, Squamata, Cordylidae. Bases 482 to 3616 code for a protein of 1044 amino acids. Gene Ontology annotation, biological process: regulation of transcription by RNA polymerase II. The transcript is spliced from 11 exons.
CCACUUCCCCUCUCAUCUCCGCUAAGGGCUCGGCUACAUCUUCCCUGACCUCAUUUCCGCUUGUGCAGCAGCCAUUUUGUCUUUCCGUUGAUCGUGCUGCCCGAGCUUCUUCCUCCCACCCGUCGCCGCGGACUACGAAACUCCAGUUCCACCCCCUGCGGCCUAUCUCCGUCUAGACCUGGGGCCUGCUCUUUUCUUUCUUUUUUCUUCCCGACCCUCCUUCCCGACCCGUUUUCUCUCCUAGGCUCCCCCUUUCCCUAAUACUCGGAACAGGAGAUGUUCCUUCCUCCUCCUCCUCUUCGCCGCGUCUCUACCUGUGAGGGACCCAGGUCCUCAACCGCCACCCCCCAGUAGCAGCAAGACACGCGCGCUCACCCCACACCCCCUUCCCACAACUGGCAUCUCUCCCCGAACCAACCGAGGAGGGAGGAGGAGGAGGAGGAGGAGAAGAAAAAGAGGAAGGCUCCCUCUCGGCCCGGCCAUGUCGAGCGAGGAGAGCUACUUGGCCAUCCUGCGCUACUUGACCAACGAGCGCGAGCCUUACGCGCCGGGCACCGAAGGCAACGCCAAGCGCAAAAUCCGCAAGGCCGCCGCCUGCUACGUUGUGCGCGGCGGCACCCUCUACUACCAGCGUCGACAGCGGGACCAGCAGCGCUUCGCCGAGCUCGAGGUGGUGCUGCAGGCCGAGCGGCGCGGCCGCCUCAUCCGAGCCGCCCACCUGGAGUCCGACGGCUCUCACCGGACCCGCCUGCAGACAUGGCAGCGCCUCUCCCGGCGCUACUGGUGGCGAGGGAUUCUAAAGCAAGUUAAAGAUUACAUUAAAGAAUGUGGCAAAUGCCAGGAAAAAUUAGAUCGUUCCAGAUCCUUGUCUGAUCCUUCUGAAAUUCUGGAAGAAUUAGGAUUAGACACAAUAUCUCAUGAAGACAGUAAUGAAACAGAUGAUGAAUUAAAUACUGCAGCAUCACUCCCAGCAGCAUCACCAAAACCUGUGAAAAAGAAGCCAAUAGCCAAACAUGAGCUUGUAUUUGUUGAUAGUAAGGGCCUUGUGAAACAGUCUCUCUCAAAGCAUUCUCAAUCAGUCUUGAACCAGUUGAAUCAGCAACGGCUUUCCAAUCAAUUUUGUGAUGUAACUUUGCUUAUUGAAGGAGAAGUGUACAAAGCACACAAAUCUAUUUUGGCAGCCAACAGUGAGUACUUCAGAGAACUUUUUAUCGAAAAAGGAGCAGUUUCCAGCCAUGAAGCUGUAGUGGAUCUUUCAGGUUUUCGCAAGGCUAGUUUCCUCCCUUUAUUGGAGUUUGCUUAUACUUCAGAGUUAACCUUUGACUUCUGUAACAUGGCAGCUGUAGCAGAGCUGGCUCAACAUCUCCUCAUGACAGAAGUUCUGGAAAUCUGUGAAAAUGUGCACAAACAAAUGGAAGAUAAACAAAUCACAGUAUACCAGAAAGGAGAUGUUCAAGUAGUAGAAGUAGCUCAAAAUCUCUUAGAGCAGAAGGAAAGUGAGGUCAACACCAUGGACAGCACCGAGCAGCCUCUACCCACGGAAGAUGUAGUAGCAACUGUGAAUGGAGCAUGUUCAAGCACUGAAGCAGAAGAGAUGACUACACAAGAUGCUUCGCUGCAAAUUGCUUCAGAACCUCUUGUGGACAAUCCUCCAAAAUCUCCAGUGCAUUCUACUAGUACAGAAACGACUGAAAAUGAAGUAAAAUCCCAAACAGUGGAAUGCACCACAAAUCAGACUGACUCUGUGGUUCAAUCAGAGCCUCCAGCAGCAGAGCAAAUAGUUAUUAGCACUCAGGCAGAAAGUGACACUGAUCAGAAUGCAAGCAGUGAACAAAAUAUGAUCACUGAAGCAAAUGCAGAUACUGUUGCCGAAGAUUCUCCGGAAGGACUUAAGCGAAAACGUGGCAGACCAUGUAAAACACAGAGCAUUCCACUGUUGCAGUCUGAGAUGUCUGUUUCCAAUCAAGAUGACACUUACAAAAGCAAGCUUCGCCAGCGUUCUGUUAGUGAGGGUGGCUAUAUCAGAUUGCACAAGGGUAUUGAGAAAAAACUACAGAACAGGAAGCCAGCUGCCAAAUCAGCCAUCCAGCAGGUUGCCAUGAAGCUAGUGCAAAGAGGCAAGAAGAUGAAGCAGCCCAAGAGAGAAACUACAGAGCACACCGAGGCAGAAGCUCAGCACAAAUGCAGUGAAUGUGGAAUGGUUUUUCAGAGACGUUAUGCUCUUAUAAUGCACACACUGAAGCACGAAAGAACAAAACAUUAUAAGUGUCCCCUAUGCAAAAAAGAGUUCCAGUAUGGUGCCUCUCUGCGAGCACACCUUGUUCGCCAUACCCGAAAAAAUGAAGUGACUGUUGCAACUGCUAGCAUAGAAGAGAGUGGCACAGCUGUGAAGGGCAGAACUAAAAGGGAGUUCAUCUGUGAUAUCUGUGGAAGAAGUUUACCUAAACUCUACUCUCUGAGGAUCCAUAUGCUGAAACAUACAGGUGUAAAGCCACAUGCAUGUAAGAUUUGUGGAAAGUCAUUUACCUAUAAACAUGGUUUAAAGAUGCACCUUGCACUCCAUGAGGCACAGAAGCAAUUUAAAUGUGAAUUGUGUGAAAAGUCCUUUGUCACGAAACGAAGCCUUCAGGAGCACGUAAGCAUUCAUACAGGAGAAUCAAAGUACUUUUGUUCGCACUGUGGAAAGUCUUUUCAUAGAGCUUCAGGACUUAGUAAGCACAUAAAGAAACAUCAGCCAAAACCUGAAGUUCGGGGAUAUCAAUGUACUCAAUGUGAGAAAAGUUUCUAUGAACCUAGGGAUCUCCGACAGCAUAUGAAUAAGCACCUUGGGGUGAAACCAUUUCAGUGCCAAUUCUGUGGGAAGUGCUACAGUUGGAAGAAAGAUUGGUAUUCUCAUGUGAAGUCCCAUUCUGUAACGGAUCCUUACAGGUGCAAUGUAUGUGGUAAAGAAUUCUAUGAGAAAGCAUUGUACAGAAGACAUGUCAAGAAAGCUACUCAUGGGAAGAAAGGGAGAGCAAAGCAAAAUUUGGAGCGUGUUUGCGAACACUGUGGGAGGAAAUUCACCCAACUUCGGGAGUACAGAAGACAUAUGAACAACCAUGAGGGUGUUAAACCCUUUGAGUGUCUGACUUGUGGAGUAGCCUGGGCUGAUGCACGUUCUUUAAAGCGCCACGUGAGGUCACAUACUGGAGAGCGGCCUUAUGUUUGUCCAGUGUGCAAUGAAGCCUACAUCGAUGCCCGAACCUUAAGGAAGCAUAUGACCAAGUUCCACCAGGAUUAUGUACCUUGUAAAAUUAUGCUGGAGAAGGACACACUUCAGUUUCAUAAUCAGGGGACACAAGUGGAACAUGCCAUCAGUAUUUUAACUUCUGAUGUGCCAGAACAAGAAACAGAGGUUUGUAGUGAAGAGAUAGAGACAGUAGUAGUGACUGAAGAAACACUUGAUACUGUUGCAGCUACUGAAGAGUGUACAACGGUUUCCACUCUUUCUGACCAAAGUAUCAUGCAAGUAGUCAAUUAUGUAUUGGCACAACAACAAGGACAGAAAAUUACUGAGGUUACAGAAGCUAUUCAGACUGUAGAAGUAGAGGUAGAACACGUUUCUGAUCAGGACUAAAUACACAUUUUGUUAAUGCAGAAGAUGAUGACCUGAGUGGAGCAGAGCAGCAUGCAAUGAUCCAAGUAUCAACUGUCUUGAGCGGUUGGACUCUGACAGUAACAACAAUAGAUUCAGAACCCUGUUCUGAGUUUCUUGAAUGUAUAUGACCAACAUUUGUAAUUAAAAAAAAUAAAGUUGAAAAGAUCCACAGUAAACUGUGGGCUUGUACCAAGACUACUGCAGUUGUAAUCACUUAAAAAAAGAAAUCUGGAAAUAAAGUCAUCUGUGUGAUGGUGGUAGGUAUGCUGUAGUUUUGUGUUUUCAGACUGAUUUUCAUACAGCUGUUUUGGUUUACAGGGUGGCUUGCUAUGCCAAAGAGUUGUGUCCAUCAUUUUGAAAUUCAGCCAUGUUUGCUCUUGACUUUCAUGGGCAACCAAGAGAUGGGUGUGAUCUGAGAGUGAAAUUGUGAACCUGUUAAUAGGUGAAUGUUGCAAUCAUGGGUGCUGCUCACAGAAAUGAUUUUAUAAGCUGAUCAGUCUGACUCAGACAUGUUUGAUCAGAUCUCUGCAUAGUGUUCCUGUAUUUAAGGCCACAACCCCACUCCCCCCCCUUUUGUGUUUUUUUUUUUGCUUUUUAGGUAUUAAAGCCUUUGUAAAGAAAUGAUUUCCAUAAACUUUAAAUUGUAAUCAAGUGCAAUCUUUUAGUACAGCCCCACUAAGUUGUAGACAGUCUUGCGGGGAAACUGGUUACUGCAAGUAAAUAUGUAAAUGUUUGCAUUUUCCUUGCUUUGUUUUUGGCAUAACCUGAAAUACUUCAGGGUUGCACUUCUUGAGACUAAAACAUGUUUGUACACUUUAUAUAUUAACCUUUGAUGAAAUUAUCCUGUAUUUAAGAGAACUAUAAGAACUAAAGUACGAAGGUAUAUAUAGUAAAACUGAGUUAUUUUUUGAAUGUCAUCUUAAUUUUCAGCUUGCAUGGUGUCCUAAUUUUUGUAUAAUAGUCUGAUAAAGUUGGGGGAUUAAAAUUAUUAAGGUUAGUAUUUGGGAAAACAAAUAUUGCCCACCAGAGGGAGAUGCAAAAGUGCACCUUAGUGUUCUAACUGGCUUGACAUUUAUCAGAAUGCAAUGUAAAAUUGUUCAUACCUGGUGUUUUUUUUUUUUAAGUAUAUACAUGGAGGAGCAGUUUUCCUGUAAACCUCAAUUCAGGCCAAUUACUUGGCUAGCAUCCAGUCUUGUGUACCUCAUAAAUUGAAGAAAUUUUGCUCAAGCAAGCGGGGGGGGGGGGGGUUGGCUUUCACUGAUCUUCCCCUUUCUUCUGUCCCCUCCAUCUCCCCACCCCCAUGUGAACAGACCUUCUUCAGUUCUUGUAAGUACUACUCUAGAUGCUAUCCUGUGUGUGUUAGACAUAUUAAACAGCUGUUUAUUUCUUUCAAAAUAAAUGUCUGUGGUGGUUCUGA